Molecule: messenger RNA, 3180 nt
Organism: Lineus longissimus
Lineage: Eukaryota; Metazoa; Nemertea; Pilidiophora; Heteronemertea; Lineidae
Product: myotubularin-related protein 2-like
Exons: 16
Coding region: 133-2160 (675 amino acids)
Biological process (GO): phosphatidylinositol dephosphorylation
Cellular component (GO): cytoplasm; membrane
Molecular function (GO): phosphatidylinositol-3,5-bisphosphate 3-phosphatase activity; phosphatidylinositol-3-phosphate phosphatase activity
Source: RefSeq, a predicted model, not a curated record
AAAUUCAGUGCGGGAUAGUAAAGAUGGUGGUUCAGGCUAUAGAAUUUUCCUAAAUUUUCCUCCCAGAACUUCCUCAAAAUAAUCUAUUUCUAAAUAUCUAUUCAUUAUUUUCACUGCACCAACCGAUCAAUAAUGGAUCCUGGUGCCUCUUUGUCAGAGAUCCAGGAGAAUGAUGAUCUCCCGACUGAACAGUCGCCUGAAGACAACAGCAGUGAAUCCAUUUCCAUUUCUGAAAAAUCUGCUUCCUUGAAAAGUGGAGGAAAUGAAACCAGCAGCAGUGUGUCACUGUCAAAAGUGUCUGCAUCUGGAUCACCAUCCAAAUCUCUUUGUUCAUCCAGUUCAACAUCAGCUGAGAAUGUUUCAGGAACAGUGGAGCAGAUUCCACCACCAAUAAAGGUACCACAAACAAAAGUAACCGAUGAUCCGCCAUUACUUGAUGGAGAGAAGAUUAUGGGAAUGACCCGAGAUGUGACAUACCUCUGUCCCUACACUGGUGGAACAAGAGGAACACUGUCCGUGACCAAUUUUAAAAUAUUUUUCCGAUCCGCAGAUAGGGAGUCGCCACUGAUACUAGAUGUGCCCCUUGGCGCCGUCAGUCGCGUGGAAAAGGUUGGUGGAUCAAUGAGCAGGGGAGAGAACUCUUAUGGAAUUGAGAUAUUUUGUAAGGACAUGAGGAAUCUCAGAUUUGCCCACAAACAAGAAAAUCAUUCUAGGCGGCAGGUCUUUGAAAAACUGACGCAAUAUGCAUUCCCAAUCACUAAUAAAGUUCCGAUGUUUGCCUUUGAGUUCAAAGAAGAAUAUGAGGAGAAUGGUUGGUCGGUGUAUGAUCCGAUCAAGGAGUUCAAAAGAAUGGGUCUUCCAAAUGAAAGUUGGAGGGUCAGCAGGGCCAAUGAAAACUAUGAAGUCUGUGACACCUAUCCAGCCAUAGUUGCGGUACCUGGUGCGACUACUGAUGAAGAUCUGAAAUAUGUUGCUGCCUUCAGAAGUCGAGGACGGCUACCGGUGCUAUCAUGGAUCCACCCCGAGAGCCAGGCAACCAUUACCAGGUCGAGUCAGCCUCAGGUUGGAGUCGCAAGCAAGAGGAAUAAGGAAGACGAGAAAUACAUCCAGACGAUUAUGGAUGCGAAUGCCCAGUCGCACAAGCUCUAUAUCAUGGAUGCACGGCCAAGCGUGAAUGCAGUCGCUAACAAGGCUAAGGGUGGUGGAUACGAGAGUGAAGAUGCAUACCCACACGCUGAGCUGGUCUUCCUCGAUAUCCACAACAUCCAUGUGAUGAGAGAGAGUUUACGGAAGUUAAAGGAUAUCUGUUUCCCAACAAUUGAUGACAGUCACUGGCUGUCGAAUAUUGAAUCGACGCAUUGGCUUGAACACAUUAAGCAAAUCUUGGCGGGUGCCGUUAGGAUAGCAGACAAAGUAGAAAGUAACAAGACAUCGGUGUUGAUCCACUGUAGUGAUGGCUGGGAUAGAUCAGCUCAGCUGUCGGCCCUUGCCCUAGUCAUGUUGGACCCAUACUACAGAACUCUCAAGGGUUUUGAGGUUCUCAUCGAGAAGGAGUGGUUGUCAUUUGGUCACAAGUUUCAACAGAGAGUUGGCCACGGAGAAGACAAGCACUCAGACGCGGAUCGUUCUCCAGUAUUCUUACAGUUUGUUGACUGUGUUUGGCAGAUGACGAGACAGUUCCCGAAUGCAUUCGAGUUCAACGAGCACUUCCUCAUCACGAUACUCGACCAUCUGUAUAGCUGUCUGUUCGGGACAUUCUUGUUCAACUCUGAGCAGAUACGUGUCCGAGAGGAGCUCCCUCAAAAGACUGUCUCUCUCUGGUCGUACAUCAACUCUGAUCCCGAGGAGUACCUCAACCCUCUGUAUGCCUCGUACUUAAACCAACACGUGCUCUACCCUGUGGCGAGUAUGAGGAGGAUCGAGCUCUGGUCCCGCUAUUACAUUCGCUGGAACCCAAGAAUGAGACCACAGGUGGCGCCCACCAGCGUUAUUAAAAGUGAUCAGUAUGUGGAGCCCAUCCAUCUGAGGAAUCGUGAGCUGCUCGUCCUGAAGGCCCAGCUCCAGAGACGUGUUGAUGAGCUACAGAAAGAACUCGACCAAAAGAAUAUCAAAUCUUCUCACGGUGCUGCUUCAAAACUGGCUUCGCCUGUGCUUGUCUAGGAUACAAAGCGGAUAAGAUAUUAGGGCCGUUUAGACGACGCGAAAAAAUCCGGAUGCGUCCCGAAUCCGGAUUAAUUUUUCGUCGUGUAAACGCAAAAAGAUCCGGAUCAAUGUGGUUGCAUCCGGACUAAAAAGGUACCAUCGCCUUGGGUGGUUUUAAUCCAGAUUCAUCCAGAUUCGAUCCGAAUGCGGUCUUUUCGCCUGUCGUCUAAACGGCCCUAAUGUGUCAUAAAAAACUUAUGAACUGUCAUGACUGUGUUACUGUAAUUCUGUUGAAUUGGAUAUGUAAAAGGACUUUCUUUUCUGCACUGCAUAUAUCAUACAAUCUGCCAAUAUGUUUUGUCUGAACUUCUGCACCCUGGAAAACCAGUUUCCCAACCUGCCAAGGAUCAUGUGUAUUCAGGCUGGCGUCCCUGGCUUCCCAAGCAGGAACAUCACAGGUCAAACACCUACUCAUUUUCCAUGGUCAUCCAGGGCAGGCCAACUUGGGUGGCAAGUAUUUAGUGUUAUCUCAGUCUGAAUCCUUUGAAUUGGAUUUUGGAAAUAAGCACAUACAUUACGACUACUGCUGUUGUUGAUGUAGGGCCAACACUUCUUCAAGAGGGGUGGAUCCAGUUGUAUUGAUCAUGGUGUGAUGAUUUGGUCUUCACAGUCACACUGCAACCUAUAUGUAUCCAUCACUUAACUUAUUAAGGGUAGCUGCUAGCAAAGUAGAUUUCUUGAUUUUGUAAAGAAUUUGUAAAUAGUGAUGAUAGUAUGUUUCAAUUUGCAUGUAUUCUUUUCAUAUAGAAAGAAUUUUUCAUUUUUUGUAUGGGGAUUUAAAGUUGCCCAGUCCGGCCACCAUCGUAGUUGCACCUUGCUUUGUGCUGCAAAAAUGGGAGCCUUUAGUCCCGAGGGGAUGGAAAUCUGAUCUGAUGCACCCUGCAUCAAGAAAGGAAGAAAGACACUUGUAAUUAAAAAAAUAAUAUGUAUGCUCUGUACAAUGUUAGGUUCAUAAUAAAAUAUGGUUAUUACAAUUAA